CUCACUCUCACAGUAGCGUAGACUGUAGUGUGCAAAAACCGCAAUAUAUUUUUGUAUAACUGCUCUAUCGAAUCUGUACCAGCAGCUCAGAUUGUGCAGGAAGGGGUGCGAGCUACUCUGCGAAAGAAAUGAGGCCUCAAAUAGUUUUGUUUGGGGACUCAAUAACGCAGCAUUCUUUUGGAUCGGGCGGUUGGGGUGCCGCCGUUGCCGAUGCUUACUCCAGGAAGGCGGAUGUAGUACUUCGUGGUUACAGCGGAUACAACACUAGGUGGGCGCUCUUCUUGUUGAAUCAUAUUUUUCCUCUGGGAUGGGAAAAACCUCCAAUUGCGGCUACAAUAUUUUUUGGGGCCAACGAUGCUGCUCUGUUAGAUGGCACUGGUAAAAAGCAGCAUGUUCCUGUGGAAGAAUACAAGAACAAUUUGAGAAAAAUGGUCGAACAUAUCAAGAGCUUGUCCUCCAAGACAAUUGUUGUUCUUAUAACUCCACCUCCCAUAGAUAUUGGAGGGCGACGUGAAUAUGCAAGGUCUCGCUAUGGCGACAAGGCUUCGAAUUCACCUGAUAGGACAAAUGAAAUCACAGGAAUAUAUGCUGAAGAGUGUGUUGCUUUAGCUGAAGAACUUGGUCUUCCUUCAGUCAAUCUGUGGUCUAAGAUGCAGGAAAUCGAUGGCUGGCAGAAGUUUUUAAGCGACGGCCUGCACUUGACAAGCGAAGGGAAUGCUUUUGUUUCCAAAGAAGUGAUCAAGAUACUUGAUGGGGCUGGAUUCUCGGACCUACCUUACGACUUUCCAAUGCAUUCGGACAUCGAUGAGGAGGAUCCCGGGAAAGCCUUUGCACAACAAAUAUCUGCAGUGUAAUUCAUUUGGCUGGUUACUGCUGCAGAUUUAUUUCGACAAUUACAAUCACAUUUUUGCCGGGUAUUACUUCAUGUUUAUGCUUACUCGGAAUUAAUACAUUUUAUGCUCUGUUCACCAAUAAUAUAAUACAACACGUUUUUUUUGUAAUUUUUUCUGACCUUACUGUGAUUAGUUCAAACAAUUUGCAGUUUGUAUUUCA
Andrographis paniculata is the source of this 1053-nucleotide messenger RNA. RefSeq names its product GDSL esterase/lipase At5g62930. Gene Ontology annotation, molecular function: hydrolase activity, acting on ester bonds. The record is from RefSeq and is a predicted model, not a curated record. Bases 129 to 854 code for a protein of 241 amino acids. Lineage: Eukaryota; Viridiplantae; Streptophyta; Magnoliopsida; Lamiales; Acanthaceae. The transcript has 6 exons.